Molecule: messenger RNA, 2351 nt
Organism: Neohortaea acidophila
Lineage: Eukaryota; Fungi; Ascomycota; Dothideomycetes; Mycosphaerellales; Teratosphaeriaceae
Exons: 1
Coding region: 98-2041 (647 amino acids)
Source: RefSeq, a predicted model, not a curated record
CCUCUGCUGCAAUCCACCAUCUAACAAGUCCGACUCCAGCUGCACACGCUCUUUGUGCGCGGAUAAUAUGCGCUGAGGCAAGCCACAGCCUGUUACAAUGGCUCGCCAGCGUGCUGUGCCUUCGAUGCAGCGCGACGCAGCCUCGUCAACACAACAACAGCCUGAGACAAGACAAGCAUUGAAGGAGAAGACGAAUACCACGCGCUCAAGAGGCACCACCUAUGAUUUUGACGAAAACAUCGAAGAGCUGGUCAAGGAUGUGCGCCCACGUCGGGGACAGGCGAAGAGGAAUAAUGCGCCGGAGCUGAAAGAUGACUUUGUUAUGACUGGAGGGCUUGGUCUGGCAGAUGCAGAACCUGCGCGCACGACAGCCGCGCUCGCGUCUGCGACUGGAGAUGAGCUGCAGCAAAGCGAUAGUGCGCCGAUUGCCAACGCCCCGCGCAACCGGCGGCCGCCGAGAACGAUGAAGAAGGUGGUGAAGACUGCAGCGAGCAGCCAAAUUCUGCUGGACUUAAGGAAGCGCAUGGCGGCUGCUGGAGAGCCUGUCGCUACGAGCAAGCCAAGCGAGAAGCCUGGAUCAGAAUCCGACGCCCUGUCGCGACGGCGCCCUACCCUCCAACAAUCGCCCCAUCCUACUCAGCCGUCUAGACCUGUGGCAUUCUCCUCGCCCACACUACCCUCCGCAAAGCGGAAUGAAGGUCAUGGUGCGCGCUCUUCCCUCGCUCCACCUAACUCCGCUCUUCGACUGGACCCUGCACCUGCAUUCGAGACUAGUAUUCUCGCGCUGAAAAACUUCAAGCGAAGACCUCGACAGCCUAGCAUGCUGCAGAUGGUUCAGCAACGAACAGCGAGCGCGCGGCCUUCUGCUGUACAUAUUCCUGCGGAAGAUGACACCGCCGCUUACGACGUAGAGGGCAUCGAGGACGACGACGAUGAAUUCGCUCCGGAGGCCGAAGGCACACCCCUGCAUCUCCGUCUCGCCAAGACCAUCUCCGGUGCUGGGGUGGAGGGGGGGUCUGAAGGACAGCAGGCACCUCUAGCAUCCGGUGCAGCGAAGAAACGAAAGUCAAUGGAGGCUGACUUGCCUGUAACUACUGCCGACGAGUCGAGUCAUAAGCGGCAGAGAAGAAGGGGCGGAAAGCCAUCUUCCGGCGAUGGAGAGCGUCUAUCGACAACGCUGCCGGCCGAGAUACAGGUCAUAAACUCAUCGCCUUCUUCUGCAUCGCUGUCGGAUCUGCCUUUGCCCGAGCACCUUGCAGCGUCGAACCCGGAGGACGUUGUUCCCUCCACUGAGAGGGAGUUACGACGCGCGCAACGUAACGGCCCGAGCGACCACGAGCAGGAGAUUUUGAGCGCUACAAUGGCCGAACCAGCAAGUAGUUCUCCUCUUCCCGACGCAAGAGCACGCACGGAACGGGACAUCAUGGCCGAUCCCUUGACCCAGCCCUCACCACCUCGUGAACGGGGGGCGGCAAAACAGCGAGCAAAGACCAGGCCAACCACAACCGCCACGCUGCAAUCCCUACUUCCCAAACUAAGAAAACCGCUUGCGUCUAGACGUGGACCAUCAGAGUACGAUGUUGACUCUGACUCGGAGGAUGGAGAGGACGGUGCGGAAGUCCGCGCCAACGGACAUGGGGGCCGGGGGAGAGGCAGGCGACAGAUCAAAUCCAACAAUACUGCGACCUCGACACGUAAGAAGCCGGCCACAGCCUCCACCAAGACAAGUCUACGUCCUCUCGCCAAUCCGGCUACCAAAGCUCAGCCUCGCAGCACCAAGAAGGCGAACAAGACGUACGGCCGCACAGCGGCAACGACUUCGGACAAGGAGAACGAUGCAGAGGGCCAUGCGUCCUCCGUCGACAACGAUGGCGAGGCAGAUGGCGACGGCGCGGAUACAUCGGUGAGUAUGGAGGAAGCGGGGCAGAGCAGGGAGCUGGCGGAGGCAAGGCGCAAAUUCGCAGAGAUUGAUGCGUGGGACAUGGAGUUUGAGAGCAUGAGCGUGGAGGAGGGGAGGAGCUCUAGCCAGAAUUGGCGGUAGUUGUGGAUGUUUGUUCCGUGUCAGACGGCAUGACGGAGACGAUGCGUAGUAUCUGACAAUAUCAUGAAGCGUUCCCUGAGACACAGUCCUCCACUUCAUGACAUUGUCGCACAGAGCGGCCGUCUUGGCAGGCACGAGCGUGGUGCCGCGAAGCCGUGGUGGCUGCGCGCGUGCGCCUGUGCAGCCCCGACAACGUGCUUGACCGGACGGCAGGCUACGUGCCAGAAGAAGUGAUUCACUGUUGCUACGUAAGCUUCCCGCGGGCAGCCUACUUCUUUGUCACCUAGGCGAGCCAGUCAAGAUCUGUCUC